Closterium sp. Naga37s-1 is the source of this 717-nucleotide messenger RNA. Lineage: Eukaryota; Viridiplantae; Streptophyta; Zygnematophyceae; Desmidiales; Closteriaceae. The record is from the annotation of a GenBank genome assembly.
AUGGCAUCUCGGAUUCCCCCGUCUCUUGUUGGAUCUGCGCGCUGCGCUAUCCUCUUGAAGACGUGGCGGCACGCGAUUGCAGUGCGCGUGGGACGCUUCAACGAGAAAGAGCAGUGCGCUCUGCGCUCCCCCCGUGCGUCGCUCGGCUUCUCCCCUCUGCGACCCAAGCCCGUGGCUAAGCCGCCCAGCAAGAAGCCCAGGCCGAGGGAUGUGAUGGGUACCGCUGCUGCUGUGAAGCCCAGAGCGGUGCAGAGCGGUCAAGCGACCGUCGCAGCUGCAGCAGUCAAAGCCACGCCAGCUAAGGUGACGCAUGCAAAGGCGACGCCAGCUAAGGUGACGCCGGCUAAGGCGACACCUGCUAAGGCAGCGGCAGCCAAGGCGACGCCCGCCAAGGCGACGCCUUCCAAGGCGACGCCAGCUAAGGCGACGCCAGCUAAGGCUACGCCGCCAGCUAAGGCGACGCCAGCUAAGGAGACGCCGCCAGCUAAGGCGACAUCAGCUAAGGCGACACCAGCUAAGGCGACACAUGCAAGCUCUACUGUCGCGGUAGGUGUGAAGGCUGCAGGUGCAAGCAGCCCCGCAGUAGCAGCAGCAGCAGCUCCCCACAGCCCGAAGACGGGUCUGGUUGGUGGGUCUGGAAUCCCCAGACCGGGUGUUGUGGGAGAGAUGGGAGGAGAGGUGGAGGAAGGUGAGCUGGAAUGGGGAGGCAUGGCAUGA